Molecule: messenger RNA, 1272 nt
Organism: Corylus avellana
Lineage: Eukaryota; Viridiplantae; Streptophyta; Magnoliopsida; Fagales; Betulaceae
Product: protein SODIUM POTASSIUM ROOT DEFECTIVE 3
Molecular function (GO): metal ion binding
Source: RefSeq, a predicted model, not a curated record
AACUCUCAACUCUCUCUUUCUAAGCUCAAAGCUCAAAAGCAAAGAACCAACUUUUUUUUGGAUGAAUGCAGAUAGCUAGAGUGACCAACUUUGCCUAGAGCCUCUCUCUCUCCCUUUCUCAAUCAUACGCAGAUUCUGUAAACCACUUGCUUUCCCUCCUGUCAUCAUUAUCCAAAGAUGAAAGGCAUAGAUAUCUUCUGCGCAUCCCAAGCAGCAACAGCCAUAUGUCUAAGCAUGGAACAAGCAUCCUGCUCCUCUUCAUCCACCAUUCAACUCGGCGGCCGAGCCAUCGACCGCCACAACCCCAUCAUCAAAGAUGGAAGAAGGAGCACUAGAUCAGCUCUCUCCGCCCCUUGCUCUUCUCACCCGCCCAUCAAUCCCAAGCCUUACCAUCAACACCAAAAGACCAAGAAAAGCUCUUCCUCAAAGCAAACAGACCAAAGCAGCAGGAAAAGUUCUUCCAAGCCAAGCGAUCAAAAGAAGAAGAGUGUGGCUAGGCCUACUGAUUAUAUCAUUAACAAGAUCAGCUCUUCUCAACCAACUGAUGUUAUAAGGAAAAGUGAGGCUAAACUGAGUGAUUUAAUCACUCCUCCUGGCUCUUCUAGAUAUUUGUUAAGCGACACCACCUACCUUGACGGUUUAUCGGAUUACAACCCUGUUUUGUCAUUGGUUCCCGUCGAAGAAAAGACAACUCAAGCUGUAAAUCAAGAUGAAUCAACUGCAUCGAAAUCAUCUUCGUUGUCUCACUCAAAACCCUCUCCGCCCGACCAGAAACCCUCUCAAUGUGAUCAGGCUGUGGUUUUGAGGGUGUCACUGCACUGCAAAGGAUGUGAAGGAAAGCUGAGGAAGCAUCUAUCUAGAAUGGAAGGAGUCACAUCCUUUAACAUAGACUUUGCAGCGAAAAAGGUGACAAUUAUUGGAGAUGUGACCCCGAUGGGUGUGCUGGCAAGUGUGUCAAAGGUGAAGAAUGCACAAUUUUGGCCAUCUGCAAUUUCAUCAACUCCUGCCCCAUCUGUUGGGUCUGGUAAUGUUUGAAAUCAAGAAAUAAAGAAAGAGUUAGCCAAUGAGAAAAUCUGCUAUUUUAAUCUAGUGUAAAUAAUGCCAGUCUUAGAAUGAAGUAAAGAAAAGUACAGAAGAGGCCAUUUGGGUUCUCUUUUUCCAGCUAUGCUGUAAGGGUUUGAGACAUUUUUUCUUUUUUUAAAACUUUGUGUUUGUAAGAAAUGAAUGGGGUCUUUUUAGGCAUUAUAAUCAAGCAAAAAACAUGCUUAAUUA